This is a messenger RNA of Nothobranchius furzeri (turquoise killifish), 1361 nucleotides long. RefSeq names its product interferon gamma receptor 1 (gene ifngr1). Gene Ontology annotation, molecular function: protein binding. Lineage: Eukaryota; Metazoa; Chordata; Actinopteri; Cyprinodontiformes; Nothobranchiidae. The record is from RefSeq and is marked validated.
UUUUCCAGGUAAAUGUCCUGAGGUAAACGUCAGACGCGGUGUUUUUCCAGAAGCAGCUUCAACACCGGUGGAUUGUGUCAGACGAGCGGAAGCAGAAGAGAGAUGAUUGAUUCUUGUUGAGGAGGAAAUGGGAUUGAGCCGCCAGCCGGUGGGUGCGUCCACUGUCCUGCUGCUGCUUCUGGUCAGCGGAGGCUCUUUCGUUUACGUUGCCCCUCCCACCAACGUAGUUGUGAGCUGUCAGAACCUGAACACCCGAGUCAGCUGGGAUUACAGGUCACCGCAGCCGCGCACCGUUUUCCGAGUCACCAUCACAGGAUCCUCGGGUUCUCACGAGGAGAACACCACAGAACACACCUGGUAUGAUCUGAGCCCGUUCGUCUGGCGCUCAGCCACGCACUACCAGGACUUCCUGUACGUGACCGUGGAGGCCGUGCAGGGGGCCCACCAGUCUGAAGCCAUCAAGUCCCAAAGCUUCUCCUUCAACAACUUGAAGACGGUGCAUAAAACAUGUGUUUUAGAUUUCCCUCGUGCGCAGUUAGACGUGGGCGAACUCGCAUCAGUGACGUUUGAGAAUCCUCUCAAACUCUACCCACAACUGAACGAUGCCUCUGAGCUCCAAAUCACAGCCAUCGCAGCGGGACAGGAAUUUACAGGACUCUGCCUGGAGCAGCAUCCCAUCUGCAAAGUGGACGUAACGUUCGUUGAGGGCCAGACGAAGUGUGUCCGACUCAGAGGGGUGUUGUUUAACCGGAGGGGCCUUUGCCAGGUGUCCUUCAGAGAUGAGGAUGGAAUCUGUUCCCAUGAAGAGGUGAAGGAGGUGGAUGAGAAGGUUGCUGCCAUCAUCGUGGGUUCUCUCUUCGUUCUUGUAAUCAUCGUUUUGAUUGUGAUCAUCUGGUGGGUGAAGGCCUGGAGCAUGCAGACAUCCAACCUACCCGUGAUCCUGGUGUCUAAACCCCAUCAAAGGCUGUACCACCCCCAGGAAAAGGUGAAGAUCAGUCCCGUCUUUCUGUGCUCGUCUUCCAAGAGUCCUGCCAUCAAACCCUCGAUGAGUGGCGUCUGCUCAGAGUACCACAGCUGGGGCGCACAGCUGGAGGACCAACACCAGCAGCUGGAGGACCAACACCAGCAGCUGGAGGACCAACACCAGCAGCUGGAGGACCAACACCAGCAGCUGGAGGCUGAGGGAUUGAUGUCCAAGGGGACAGAAGAGGACUCUACAGACGACUCCACGAGGACGGACUCCGUGUCCGUCUCUUCACAAGACGAGGAGCAGCAGCCUGUGUCGCCCUACGACCGCUCCCACUUUGUGGAGGUGGACAUGGGAGUUGGAGACAUGGUGACUGGUUACAUUGGGGAAUAAC